Loxodonta africana (African savanna elephant) is the source of this 2837-nucleotide messenger RNA. RefSeq names its product arginyl-tRNA synthetase 2, mitochondrial (gene RARS2). The coding region runs from base 72 to 1808 and encodes 578 amino acids. Lineage: Eukaryota; Metazoa; Chordata; Mammalia; Proboscidea; Elephantidae. Gene Ontology annotation, biological process: mitochondrial translation; arginyl-tRNA aminoacylation. The transcript has 20 exons. Gene Ontology annotation, cellular component: mitochondrion; cytoplasm. The record is from RefSeq and is a predicted model, not a curated record. Gene Ontology annotation, molecular function: arginine-tRNA ligase activity; ATP binding.
CGUGGCGUCCAGGAGAGGGCGGGGCGAAACGCCCAGGCAGACCUACAGGAAGAGCCUCUGUGUAACAAGACAUGGCGUGCAGUUUCCGCAGGUCCAUCGCUUCUCAGCUUUCCAGGGUGUUGGAUCUUCCACCGGAAAACUUGAUCAAGUCAAUAUCUGCAGUUCCAGUUUCCAAGAAAGAAGAAGAAGCUGAUUUUCAGCUUUCUGUGGAUUCUCUAUUGGAAAACAAGAGAGACCAUUUAAGACCAGACAUUCAAGAUCAAGCCAAGAGACUGGCAGAGAAGCUCAAAUGUGAUACAGUGGUGAGUGAAAUCAGCACUGGUCAAGGGACUGUAAAUUUCAAAAUAAACAGAGAGCUAUUAACAAAGACAGUGUUACAACAAGUAAUCGAAGAUGGUUCAAAAUAUGGAUUAAAAAGUGAACUUUUCUCUGAUCUUCCCCAGAAGAAAAUAGUGGUUGAAUUCAGUUCACCUAAUAUUGCCAAAAAAUUUCAUGUUGGACAUUUACGUUCUACCAUCAUAGGAAAUUUUAUAGCAAAUCUCAAAGAAGCUUUAGGACAUCAAGUAACAAGAAUAAAUUACCUUGGAGAUUGGGGCAUGCAAUUUGGUCUUCUGGGAACUGGCUUCCAACUGUUUGGUUAUGAAGAAAAGCUCCAGUCCAAUCCUUUACAGCAUCUUUUUGAAGUUUAUGUACAAGUUAAUAAAGAAGCAGCAGAUGAUAAAAAUAUAGCAAAAUCAGCACAUGAGUUCUUCCAGCGACUGGAACUAGGAGACGUGCAAGCACUUUCUCUAUGGCAGAAAUUUCGGGACCUGAGCAUUGAGGAGUACAUUCGGAUUUACAAGCGUCUUGGAGUACACUUUGAUGAAUACUCUGGAGAAUCAUUUUAUCGUGAAAAAUCUCAAGAAGUGUUAAAAUUGCUGGACAGUAAAGGACUUCUACAGAAAACAGUAAAAGGAACAGCUGUAGUGGAUCUCUCUGGGAAAGGUGAUCCCUCCUCAAUUUGUACUGUAAUGCGAAGUGAUGGGACUUCUCUCUAUGCAACCAGAGAUCUUGCAGCUGCUAUAGAUCGAAUGGACAAGUAUAAUUUUGAUACAAUGAUUUAUGUGACAGAUAAAGGGCAAAAACAGCAUUUUCAGCACGUGUUCCAGAUGCUGAAGACCAUGGGGUACGACUGGGUGGAAAGGUGCCAGCAUGUGCCCUUCGGAGUAGUGCAGGGAAUGAAGACUCGAAGAGGAGAUGUUACUUUUCUGGAAGAUGUCUUAAAUGAGAUUCAGUUAAGGAUGCUACAGAACAUGGCUUCUAUUAAGACAACUAAAGAACUUGAGAACCCACAGGAGACUGCAGAGAGGGUCGGGCUCGCAGCACUCAUUAUUCAGGACUUCAGAGGUUUACUAUUAUCUGACUAUCAGUUUAGCUGGGAUCGUGUUUUCCAGAGUCGCGGUGACACUGGAGUCUUCCUACAGUACACACAUGCCCGCCUGCACAGUUUGGAAGAGACUUUUGGAUACAGUUAUCUGAAUGACUUCAAUCCUGCUUGUUUACAAGAGCCACAGUCUAUUUCAAUUCUCCAGCAUCUUCUCAGGUUCGACGAGGUGCUUUACAGAUCUUCUCAGGACCUUCAGCCCAGGCACAUUGUCAGUUACCUAAUAACUCUAAGUCAUCUUGCGGCUGUGGCACAUAAAACACUGCAAGUAAAACACAGUCCUCCUGAAGUGGCUGGGGCCAGACUUCUUCUUUUCAGAGCUGCCCGUUGUGUCCUAGCCAAUGGAAUGAAGCUUCUGGGAAUAACACCUGUAUCUCGGAUGUAAUUUUGAAUUAUAAUGGCUUUAAAAAAUGCUAAAUGAAUUCUAGUUAUCUACUCUUAGAUGCACAGGAGACGCUGGUGGUGUAGUGGUUAAGUGCUACGGCUGCUACCCAAAGGGUCGGCAGUUCAAAUCUGCAGGGCGCUCCUUGGAAACUCUAUGGGGCAGUUCUACUCUGUCCUAUAGGGUCGCUAUGAAUCGGAAUUGACUCGACGGCACUGGGUUUUUGGGUUAUUCUUAGAUGCCUUGCUUUUCAAAAUAGAAUUUAAACUAUCAUUCUGUGUCAGAAUCUAUAUUAUAUUAAAUCUAAGUGAUUUAUCAAUUUAAAGUUUUUAUCCUUAAAAAAAAUCUGAAUUCCCACAUGGUCAAAAAAAGCCAAAUCAGUUGCCAUAGAGUCAGUUCCAGCUCAUGGCAACCCCACUUGUGCAGAAUAGCACUGCUCCACAGGGCCUUCAAGGCUGUAGCCUUUCAGAAGCAGAUCACCAGGACUUCUCUGAGGCACCUCUGGGUGGUUUCAAACCACCACCCUUUGGUUAGUAGUUAGCCACUUAACCAUUUGUGCCACCCAGGGACUUCACUUGGUCAAAAGGUACUAAAUAAACAUUAAAUAAAAUUGAGUCAAGACUUUUUUAAAUUCAAACCAUUGUGGUCUAAUGGGGAAAAGGGUUAAAGUUUAAACUCUGGCCUAAGGUUUCUUACAGAGUGAUUCUUCCAGAAACUGUUCUUAUAACUGAGAUCAUCUAACUCUUCCAUCAAUAAAAUAACUGAUGAGGUAAAAUCUCAAUUUUCUUAUAUUGUGCCUAGUUCUGAAUAAGUUUAGGAAGACCAGAAAGAAGCAUCUUUUUGUCAGUAUAGCUGACAACUACCCCAAGAGUACAGAUCUCAUGCGUACCUUUUAGUUGAUAUAUACAGGUAACCCUUACUAUAUGAACUCAGGAACGGAACACAUUUGGAUAGCAAGGAAUUACUUGUAUAGACAUUGUAUUAGUAUCUUCUCCCAAAAAUGACUCUAGUAGUUAAAGCAUGAUCUGAAAU